AGACGAGUAGAACAAUGGCAGAAUGACAAAGGGGCAGGCUUACGAGAGACUUUGGUGAAGUUUUUUAAACUCUCCUUGUUUUGUUUGCGGUGUUACGCUACCAGCAAUCCGCACAGGAGGACAUUUUGGAAACAAUGUCACUUUUAAUGAACGGUUCACGAAUUAAAGAAGAAUAGAUUUUUUUAGCAAUGGGUUUACUGAAGUUCAACACUGGACGAGAUAAUCCUACGAUAGCGGCGACAGUGGCAGAGACCAAGUUGGUGUGCCAAGGGCUGAACAACCAGAGCUACAUUUGUGAGACGGGUCACUGCUGUGGAGAGAUGCAGUGCUGCACCUACUACUAUGAACUGUGGUGGUUUUGGUUGGUGUGGACUCUGAUUAUUAUCCUGACAUGUUGCUGUUUGUGUCAGCACCGACGCUCCAAGCAGCGCUUCCAGCAGCAGCGUCGGCAGAACGAGAUCAACCUCAUUGCCUACAGGGAGGCCCACAACCACACACAACUGCCCCUCUAUCUCAGAUUCUUACCUGACUACCUGCUGCCGGCAUAUGAGGAAGUAGUCAACCGGCCAGCCACGCCUCCUCCUCCCUACAGCCCCCUCCAGUCUGUGACCGUACCUGCCAACCCACCCGAAUGCCCUCCCAGUCUUCACCCCCAGCCUGACGCAGCUAACGCAUCUGACGCCCUGCUGGCCGCAGCUCCAGAGGCCGGCCAGACCCAGCUUCAUAGCCCCUCACACCCCAGCAACAAGGAGUCGACCACAGGACGGUACCGGCGUUUCACGGGCGAUUCUGGAAUCGAAGUGUGCGAUGGCCAGGAAUUGUGGGAUCAACAAGGCUUUCACGGAAGAGAAGAGGAGGAGGAGGAGAUGGAGGAAGUGGAGGACCCAUGUGACCGCUGUGGUCUCCAGACAGUUGAACAUAUUACAGAUGCAGACACCCAUGAAAACAUGGAUCAACACACAAAUCUGGAUACAGACCCACAGUCUCUUAGGUAAUCCAGUGUAAGCCGGCUUCUGCAGCUGUGAAGUGACGCUGCAGGACAGUAGUUGAAUGCAUUAAUGUAACUUUGAUGCUCAGGGGUUUCGUGUGUGUGUGUACAUGUGUAUGUUUAUUUGACUAACAACGGUGUGUUGGGCAGGUUUGGAGCGUAUAGAAAAGUGUGACAAAACAUUUUCCAAGAACUUAAAGUUACUUUAUGCAACUUUUUGCCUGUAGGUAUGAAAUGUAUUGUUGAUGUCUCCCUCCUCCCUUUAAGUUGGGCAAGUUGACAUGCCAGCACUUGCCACUCAUCACAAAAGCAGUGUUGAUGUUCAGUGUUGGUGAACGUUUAGUGUCACUGCCCUUGUUUGUGUUGCUCUCCUCCAUUGUUGAUGCAACAUCUUCUCCUUGCCCUAAGCACCUACAAAGCACAAGUGCACUUGUUUAUUUUAAUGUUUAAAAGUUGUAUUAUGUAGCCUUACAGGACCAUACCAGUGAUUUUGUAUGUUUAGCGUAAUAUUUAUAAAAUGUAUACACUGCAAAAACUCAAAAUCUUACCAAG
Myripristis murdjan (pinecone soldierfish) is the source of this 1540-nucleotide messenger RNA. RefSeq names its product WW domain binding protein 1-like a (gene wbp1la). The record is from RefSeq and is a predicted model, not a curated record. The coding region runs from base 189 to 995 and encodes 268 amino acids. The transcript has 4 exons. NCBI's taxonomy places the organism in Eukaryota, Metazoa, Chordata, Actinopteri, Holocentriformes, Holocentridae.